AUGGCUCUAGCCAAGCCAAAGCGGGCUGGGACAGAGCAGAGCGGGGUGGGGUGUCUCUCUCUCAUGCCGCGAGAGCUCGUCAGCUUCUUGGCAGUAUUUCCCAAAAAAAAUCCUCUGAAAGCCCUGGCGAGCCGAGCAGACAUAUUGAGACUAGAGACACACGGGGAUGGCUGCCACCACUUCGCUCCAAACGUAGCGCUCGCUCACCAUGGUCGGAAGGUACCUCUCCUCAGGUAUUUUUCCUGCUUUUCGCCCGUGAUCCCCCUCUCUUUCUCUUUAUUCGCUGGGCGUCUUUCACUGCGUUGUGCAUUGUAGUGCACCAUUUGCCUUCUAAAUGCAUGCAAGUACUAAGAUAAGUGCGAUUUCCAACGGAAAACAUCCAAGCAGCGACAGACGGCAUUCUGAUUAAUAUCUUCAUAAAGAUAGUAUUAGUGCUGCAGGACUGAUAUAAACAGACUGUAGCUCUGAGCCUUUUUGGCUCUGAUUCAGAUUUGAUAAAAUGGCGUCCUGUACUACACCACAGAAGCCACACCGCUGUGUCAGAGACACACUGCCCUUCUCUCUCUCUCUCUCUCUCUCUCUCUCUCUCUCUCUCUCUCUCUCUCUCUCUCUCUCUCUCUCUCUCUCUCUCUCUCUCUCUCUCUCUCUCUCUCUCUCACUCUCACUCUCACUCUCACUCUCACUCUCACUCUUUCUGUUUCUCCCAUUCUUUUCUAAUCAUUGGAAGAAGCCUAAGCUCUGCAGGGAGGGAGAGAGUGAGUGAGAGACAGACAGCCAAAGCUUGCUCACAAACAGUAUCUCUCCCCAGUUAUCGAUCAGACAAAAGCAGAGGCUGUGUGUGUGCAGAAGUCCACUCCGCUCACACGUGCAUGUAGAGGCACACCAAAAACAACAACAAGAGGGAACUGACGCGGCGGCAGAGUGAUUACCACGGCAGGGCAUCUAGAGCGGCUGCUGCUUUUCCACUGACUCACUUCUUAUGCACCAAGCUGCUUCAGGGGAUAGUUCUAUAACUGUUGUUACCCAAGCCUCUCUCAGCAGUGGUGUUUCUUUAUUGGAAGAGGAAGAAAUCCUACUGUUUGGGUUUGAGGAGUAGAGGCAGAGGCAGUAGAGAGAUUUUUGAGGGGACUGGGAGGCAGUCUUCUGUACAGCAGGGGUGCAACGUUACAAAACAUUCAGAUAGAAAUGUUGUAUUGUGUAGAUUAGGUAUGCGUGUUUGUGAUGUAGAACUGUGAGUCAUGUCAGCUCUACACAUUACAUUUCUACCUGCAUCAUUGUGAACGUUUCACCUAAUUGAAUACACUCCAGGGCAGAGUGGUUAUCGGUCAAGCCAAUUGUGUGUGAACCUGGGGUCAGGCCCAGACUGAGGCUGGACUGCAGGGGUCAAGGGUUAGGACUGAGGAUGGGCAUCUUCGGAUCUGCCGGUGGACUCCACCUUGGCUCCCACUUUAUUCCAAGAUGGCUGCAACUAGGGUAGAGCUGUUGAGAUUACUAGGCUUGGGCGAUAUACCGUUUAUACCGUAUACCGGGGUAUUUUGAAAUAUUAAAAAAAUGUAUCCUAAGGACAACUCCCACAGCAGUCAACAUUUCAACUAGGUUUCUCUUUGCAAAAAUAAAUAUAAAAACUGUUUUCACUUUGUCAUUAUGUGGUAUUGUGUAUAGAUUGAUGAGAUGUUUUAUUUAUUUUUUAUCCAUUUUAGAAUAAGGCUGUAACGUAACAAAAUGUGGAAAAAGUCAAGGGGUUUGAAUACUUUCCGAAUGCACUGAUAGAUAAAAUAUAUUUGAGAUUUGAGAUUCUUCAAAGUAGCCACCCUUUGCCUUGAUGACAGCUUUGCACACUCUUGGCAUUCUCUCAACCAGCUUCAUGAGGUAGUCACCUGGAAUGCAUUUCAAUUAACAGGUGUGCCUUCUUAAAAGUUAAUUUGUGGAAUUUCUUUCCUUCAGUUGUGUUGUGACAAGGUAGGGGGGGUAUACAGAAGACAGCCCUAGCUUUGGGCAUGUUGGGGCCUGGCCCGGGGCCAAGUCCAUAUUAUGGCAAGAAUACCUCAAAUAAGCAAAGAGAAACGACAGUCCAUCAUUACUUUAAGACAUGAAGGUCAGUCAAUACGGAACAUUUCAAGAACUUCUAAAGUUUCUUCAAGUGCAGUCGCAAAAAACCAUCAAGCGCUAUGAUGAAACUGGCUCUCAUGAGGACCGCCACAGGAAUGGAAGACCCAGAGUUACUUCUGCUGCAGAGGAUAAGUUCAUUAGUUACCAGCCUCAGAAAUUUCAGCCCAAGUAAAUGCUUCACAGAGUUCAAGUAUCACCGGUGUACAACAGUGAUCCAUUCUAGUGUUAUCACCGGUGUACAACAGUGAUCCAUUCUAGUGUUAUCACCGGUGUACAACAGUUAUCCAUUCUAGUGUUAUCACCGGUGUACAACAGUGAUCCAUCGGUUAUUGGAAUAAGUGGAGGCAUGUUAUUGUUUUGCCAUUGAUUGUUGACUCAACAUGUGAUUACUGUGAUUGGUCUGGUAAUGUUAAGAUGCCUGUUGUUCAUGCAGUAGCUGUACACAAUGACAAGAAAGCCUGAUCAUCACAUACAUUCCAUUAGCCUGGUUAAACCAACUUGAACACUGCACUCACCAUUGUUUCACUAGCGUUCAGGUUGGUUUACCAGGCUAACAUUUAAUCUCCCCUCUGGAAUAUAGUAUACUGAACAAAAAUAUAAACUCAACAUGUAAAGUUUGAUCCCAUGUUUCAUGAGCUGAAAUUAUCUCAGAAAUGUUCCAUGCUCACAAAAAGCUUAUUUAUCUCAAAUGAUUUGCACAAAUUUGUUUACAUCCCUGUUAGUGAGCGUUUCUCCUUUGCCAAGAUAAUCCAUCCACCUGACAGGCGUGGCGUAUCAAGAAGCUGAUUAAACAGCAUGAUCAUUACACAGGUGCACCUUGUGCUGGGGAUAAUAAAAGGUCAUUCUAAAAGGUGCAGUUUUGUCAUACAACACAAUGCCACAGAUGUCUCAUGUUUUGAGCGAGCGUGCAAUUGGCAUGCUGACUGCAGGAAUGUCCACCAGAGCCGUUGGCAGAGAAUUGAAUAUUCAAGUCUCUACCAUAAACUGCCUCCAACGUUGUUUUAGAGAAUUUGGCAGUACGUCCAACCGGCCUCACAACCGCAGACCACGUGUAACCACGCCAGCCCAGGAGCUCCACAUCCGGCUUCUUCACCUGUGGGAUCGUCUGAGAUCAGCCACCUGGACAGCUGAUGAAACUGAGGAGUAUUUCUGUAUGUAAUAAAGCCAUUUUGUGGGGGAUAACUCAUUCUGACUGGCUAGGCCUGGCUCCCCAGUGGGCCUAUGCCCUCCCAGGCCCACCCAUGGCUGCGCCCCUGCCCAUUCAUGUGAAAUCCAUAGAUUAGGGCCUAAUUUAUUUAUUUCAAUUGACUGAUUUCCAUAGUGUCCGUGUUUUCCUACGUAAAUAGGAGAGUGCUUAUAGUGUAUGCUUUGAUGUUUGCGUUGUCGGUAUACAUUAAUGGUGCAACCAGUUUUCACCCCUAUAUUUAGAUGCCAUUAACUGUUAUACACUGCUCAAAAAAAUUAAGGGAACACUAAAAUAACACAUCCUAGAUCUGAAUGAAUGAAAUAAUCUUAUUAAAUACUUUUUUCUUUACAUAGUUGAAUGUGCUGACAACAAAAUCACACAAAAAUUAUCAAUGGAAGUCAAAUGUAUCAACCCAUGGAGGUCUGGAUUUGGAGUCACACCAAAAUUAAAGUGGAAAACCACACUACAGGCUGGUCCAACUUUGAUGUAAUGUCCGUAAAACAAGUCAAAAUGAGGCUCAGUAGUGUGUGUGGCCUCCACGUGCCUGUAUGACCUCCCUACAACGCCUGGGCAUGCUCCUGAUGAGGUGGCGGAUGGUCUCCUGAGGGAUCUCCUCCCAGACCUGGACUAAAGCAUCCGCCAACUCCUGGACAGUCUGUGGUGCAACGUGGCGUUGGUGGAUGGAGCGAGACAUGAUGUCCCAGAUGUGCUCAAUUGGAUUCAGGUCUGGGGAACGGGCGGGCCAGUCCAUAGCAUCAAUGCCUUCCUCUUGCAGGAACUGCUGACACACUCCAGCCACAUGAGGUCUAGCAUUGUCUUGCAUUAGGAGGAACCCAGGGCCAACCGCACCAGCAUAUGGUCUCACAAGGGGUCUGAGGAUCUCAUCUCGGUACCUAACGGCAGUCAGGCUACCUCUGGCGAGCACAUGGAGGGCUGUGCGGCCCCCCAAAGAAAUGCCACCCCACACCAUGACUGACUCACCGCCAAACCGGUCAUGCUGGAGGAUGUUGCAGGCAGCAGAACGUUCUCCACGGCGUCUCCAGACUCUGUCACGUCUGUCACAUCUGCUCAGUGUGAACCUGCUUUCAUCUGUGAAGAGCACAGGGCGCCAGUGGCGAAUUUGCCAAUCUUGGUGUUCUCUGGAAAAUGCCAAACGUCCUGCACGGUGUUGGGCUGUAAGCACAACCCCCACCUGUGGAUGUCGGGCCCUCAUACCACCCUCAUGGAGACUGUUUCUGACCGUUUGAGCAGACACAUGCACAUUUGUGGCCUGCUGGAGGUCAUUUUGCAGGGCUCUGGCAGUGCUCCUCCUGCUCCUCCUUGCACAAAGGCGGAGGUAGCGGUCCUGCUGCUGAGUUGUUGCCCUCCUACGGCUUCCUCCACGUCUCCUGAUGUAAUGGCCUGUCUCCUGGUAGCGCCUCCAUGCUCUGGACACUACGAUGACAGACACAGCAAACCUUCUUGCCACAGCUCGCAUUGAUGUGCCAUCCUGGAUGAGCUGCACUACCUGAGCCACUUGUGUGGGUUGUAGACUCCGUCUCAUGCUACCACUAGAGUGAAAGCACUGCCAGCAUUCAAAAGUGACCAAAACAUCAGCCAGGAAGCAUAGGAACUGAGAAGUGGUCUGUGGUCACCACCUGCAGAACCACUCCUUUAUUGGGGGUGUCUUGCUAAUUGCCUAUAAUUUCCACCUGUUGUCUAUUCCAUUUGCACAACAGCAUGUGAAAUUUAUUGUCAAUCAGUGUUGCUUCCUAAGUGGACAGUUUGAUUUCACAGAAGUGUGAUUGACUUGAAGUUACAUUGUGUUGUUUAAGUGUUCCCUUUAUUUUUUUGAGCAGUGUAUUAUCUUCUAGGUAUGAUGACAUACUAACCUUUUCCCUUUCUCCCUCUCUCUCUCUCUCCAUCCGCUCUCUCUCUCUCUCCAUCCGCUCUCUCUCUCUCUCCCUCCUCUCUCUCUCCCUCCAUCCUCUCUCUCCCUCUCCAUCCUCUCCCUCUCAUCCAAUAGAGCUGCCCCCACAGAGUGGCCCGGGAGCUCAGUAUGAGAAUCCUCACUUGGGACACCAGCCUGCCAAUCGGAGUGCCACUUCCACCUCAGCGUCGGCCAAUCACAGUGGCUGGGAUACAGUGAUCAUCGACGAGAGUGACACCGAGGCCUGGCCGUCCAUUUCCCGCAGCAGCCAGAGCCAGAGCCAGGGCCCUGCAGGAGGAUGCCCCUCGGACACUGACCUUGUUGGUCCGGCCAGCAGCAGCAGCAGCAGUAUGAGCAUGGCCACGGGGGCCAACGGCCAGACAGGCCACUUUCCUGCCAACUACCCCAGCAGCAAAGGAGCCAGCUCUGGGCCCGGCGGCUCAGCCAAUCACCCCGGGGCAGGCGUGGUCGGCAUGGCAUCCGGCCAUGGAGCAGUCAAUCGGGGCUGGGGAUCUGGUCCCGGUCCCUCCCCCCAUGGCCCUCCUCAGACCUCCUCUGUCGGGGGUGGGGAGGGGAAGAGCGACGGCCCAAUGGGAGGCGGGGGAGGCAGGGGUUGGGGCUCCUCUUCCUCCAACUUUAACUUGAACCUGAACCCCAACGCCAACCCCUCGGCCUGGCCCGUGCUGGGGCAAGACGGGGGCGGAGGAGCGGGGGGAAGCAGCUCAGGGGGAGCCAACCCCAACCAACCCCCUUCUUCUCAACCCCCUCCUAACCUCUGCAACCCACCAGGCACCUCUCCCGCCCAGGGGAACGGCAACAGAGGAGGAACCAUGGGGGGCGGCGCCGCCAACGGUAACCUGCCAGUAGGGGGAGGCAGCACCUGGGGAGAACCAUCUGAGCCGCACCCCUCCUCGUCCACGAAUGUGUCUUUCAGCUCAGAACCUCAGAACCUUAACACUGACGGACCAAAUCAUGCUAACAAGCAACAGGAGCCCCCCAUCCACAGCGUGCCCGGCUGGGGUGGCCCCUCUGGGGGCAUGGGCUCCCUGGGCCAGCCUCCUCCUGGAGCUCCCCAGCUGGUCAACGGAGAGGACGGCAGCUCCGUCUGGGGCAGCAAUGGAGACUCCAAGUCAGUCGCCUCCUCCGCAGAGGCUUCGGGCUGGGACUCUGGGGCCGGUGGCUGGGGGAGCCAUGGAAGCAGUGGUGGGGGAACCUCUGGAGGCUGGGGAGGCCAGAGAAGCGGAGACGGAUGGGGGAAGCAGCAUUCUGGCGAGGGCCAGGGAGGCUGGGACGCCCCCAGCUCUCCUCCCCAGCAGGCCAGGUCCUGGAGCACCCGAGCACCUAGCACUGCGGCAGCCAGCGAGGGCAGCAGCGAGGGCAUGGACGGAGCGGGACACUCCCGCCGACAGGACCAGUCGUCCAGGGAUGAGCCUGCCGCCCUGCUCCCUGCCCCUGACCUGGACCCCAGGGUGCUGUGCAACACAGGCUGGGGCCAGACACCCGUCCGCCAGCACACGUCCUGGGACAUGGAGGAGGCGGCACGCACCCAACGAAAGGCAGACGCUGCCGGGACGGACUCCUGGGGAGGCUCUGGCCCCAACACCCCCACCGAGUCAGCCCAAGGGCCAUCCAACCCCAACCACGGCCCCCCUCAUCGGGCUGACCCCAAGAGCGAGGGUCCCGGGCCCGGUCCUCAGGCUGCCCCUGGCUGGGGUGGUUCCAUGCCUCCAGCCAGCCAACCCGGCUCUGGCUGGGGCGAGCCACCGAGCAGCAAGAAUCCCCCCAAUGGUCCCGGAGGCUGGGGGAACCCCCCACCAGGAGGCCCCGGGCCAGGCCCCAACAUGCCCAAAGCUGGGAGCCAGUCCUGGGGAGCUCCAGAGGAGAAGUCCCCAAGCUGGGAUGAUCCCCACAGCAAGGCCCCCAAGCCCCAGGGCUGGGGAGAUGGGCCCAAGCCAUCCCACAGCGGCUGGAGCAACAGCGCUGGAGGAGGGGGCAGUGGAGGUGGAGGUGGAGGAGACUGGGGAGAGCCUGCAGAUGGCAAGAAGAGCAGCCCCACCACCAACCCUCCCUGGGAGGGAGAAGGAGCAGGAGGCUGGAAAGAGAGCAACCGAGGCUGGGGAAAGCCUGGUCCAGGGGUGGUGGGAAAUGUUGGAGGAGGUGGAGGCUGGGGAGAGCCAGCGAUGGCCCAGCAGCGCCCAAGCGGCCCUGCCCAAGGAUGGGGCGGCAAGCCCCAGGAGAGCUCCAAUGGCAACAGCGGAGGAGUUAGAGGCGGUGGAGAAGGGAGCAUGGGAUCCUGGGGAGGCCCUGGCCCCGUGAAGCCCAGUGGAUCAGGCCGGGGGGGCAUCGGUGGAGGAGGAGGGGGCAAGCAGGACCCCUCAGGAGGAGAGCCCACGGGGUGGGAGGAACCUUCCCCACCCUCCAUCCGACGCAAGAUGGAGAUUGACGACGGCACCUCGGCUUGGGGCGAUCCGGGCACCUACAACAAGACGGUCAACCUCUGGGACAAGAACAACCCUGGGGGAGGAGUGCCACCCCAAGGUAGACCUCCAGGGAACGCCCCCCCAGGCCCCCCUGGAAACAACAACAACAACAACCACCCCCACCCACCACAUCACCCUCCCCACCAUCCUCACGCCUACCACGGCCCUCCACCACCCCUCCAGAGCCAUGGGGGCCACAACCCCCAGGGCUCAGGCCAGAACAGUGGGCCCAUGGACCCAGCCGUGCCUCACCAGACUGCACCUCCACCACACAGCAGACAACCCCUCAUGGGUCCAGGUGAGAAGACAUACUCUAUGCAUGGAUGGCUUAUAGUGUUACUGUGAUUUUGUCUUGGUAAUCUUGUCAUUUGACAAUGACAUCUAGCUUUUAAUCAAGAGUCUUACGAAGUUGAAACGUCUUGCAAUGUUGGGUUUACGUUUUGUACAUGUAGUCAUGGGAGGAAAACAAUGUUGUGGGUUGUACUCAAACCUAACAGGCAGAAUGAAUUCACUGUACCAGGCCUGAUAAAGAUUAGUCAUUUUGUUAAAAAGCGGCAGCUUAAAACACUUGUCGCAGUUCAAUCAACUGUUACUAUACUGUGCACACACAAGAACAAGGAAAUAGCUGUAUAUCCUAUCUAUGACUUAACACAAAAUCUUGUUAGGUGGUGCACAGUGAACACAUGCUAGGCUCCAAACCGUUGAUCCAUUUUAAAAGUAAAACCUCGCCCUCUUGGAUUUCCAUCUAAAUGAAUAACCAAAUUGGCGAAAGCGAUGUCAGCCCGCCCCGGCCCCACCCCUUUUACUUCUCUGAAGCUCGCUCUCCUCUGAUUUCACAACAACAACACGGGUGCCCCGUCUGUGUGUGUAACCGUGGCAACCUCACGUGGGCACACGUGGCGGAGGAAGCCCAAGAAUGCUGUUUACUAACCCUGCUUGUGAAAAUAGCGAUUGGAGCCGCAAAACGUUUGAGGUAUGGAGGAAGUGUGUGAUUAUAGGGGGAGCCGCCAUCUGUCGGUAGUUAGAGGAGAGAGAGGAGGAGGAGGAGGAGGAGGAGAGAAAGAGAAUUUAGAUCCCCCCCCUGCUGGUUCUGGCCAGUCACUGCCCCAUAUGCUGCUCUUUUAUGCACCGCAAUCAACCAUGCAACACAAAAUAAUACAAUACAAGUUUUGUGUCAAUACAGUAUACUUUGAAAUAUGUCUUUAGUUUCCUUCACUCCUUUCCCACAUAACCCUGAUACUUAAAAUGACAGGCUAGGUUUUACACCUAUUGAGUUCUUUAACGUCAGUGGUCAUGAAGGAGAGGACAUGAGGAAAGACUAUUUAAUCAUGACUGAGAGAGUGAAAUCUGAUCCAGGAAGUAGACCUCCUCUUGGAGCGAGAGACACACUGGCACAGGCAGAGGGAUAGGGCUGCCUGACUCUCAGCCAGGCCAACUGGUUACUACAGAGAGGGCCAAGAGUUAAACAGCCUCCUCUGUCCUAGCCUGGCUAAGGUCUAGCCUGGCCUGCUUAAACCAGGAAAAGAAAGAGGUUAGGAAUGGUAUAAUUUAGCAAUAUGAUUUUCUUAGAUUUUUUUUUUACAUUGUGAUUGUUUAAACUUAGAUAUUUAGAAUAAGGAUGCACACAAUGUUGAAAUUGUGUGCAAUACAUAAUUUUUGUUAGGUGUAUGAAUGGAGGUACAUUUUCCUGUAGGAGUGCAUGCUCAGAUGGCAUGUAAACAAAAUGAAGCUAAGGUUCCAGAGCAAGGCUAGAGUGUUUUGGGUCCGUUGAUCUCUGUACUGUUGUACAAUCCAAUCCAUGUGUGCCCUUACCAAAGUCAUCCUGUUCCUAGGCUGGAGGGAGCUGUCCAGUGCCCACCCCAAACCAGAGCCCUCCUGGGGGGAGCCUGCACCCCCUCCGGUCAGCGUGGACAACGGGACCUCCGCCUGGGGGAAACCCACCGGGAGCCAUGGGGGCUGGGGCGGGGGUGACAACAGCCCCGAACCCUACAGACGGGGCAACCCACCCCUGGGAUCUGCACCUUGCAAACCAGGUGAGAAGAACACUAGUACUUUUUUUUAUAGAUUAGAUUUUUCCUGAUUAAUCAAAAUUGCUGAUGUUUUUACUAGGGCUGGGACCUCAUGAUAUUAUUUAUUUUUUGUUUUUUUACAUUUUAGUCAUUUAGCAGACGCUCUUAUCCAGAUCAACUUACAGGAACAAUUAGGGUUAAGUACCUUGCUCAAGGGCACAUCGACAGAUUUUGCACAUAGUUGGCUCGGGGAUUCAAACCAGUGACCUUUCGGGUACUGGCCCAACGCUCUUAACUGCUAGGAUACCUACAGGCUACCUUAUGUGACGAUAGGAUAUGUAUUGCGAUUCUCAUGAUUCUAUAAGUAUUGCGAUUUGAUUCUGUGAUUUUAUUGCGUUUUGAUUUUCCAAACAUAUUGCUCACCAUAUGUCUGCUGCAGAGGGACAAGAAAGCCAUGAGAUCAGUCAUGGAAAUAAAAUUGCUGAAAACAAAUUGGCUCCCUAUUUAAAAACAAGAUGAAGUACAAGCUAUAUUGGAAAAAUACUGGAGUUUUGGUGCAGGUACAGCCAACUAGCGCAAAAAUAAUAUUGCGAUAUUGUCGAUGCGACAUCGUCAGAAAUAAUAUCACGAUAUGUAACUGUAUCGAUAUUUUUACCUUGUAAAGGAAGUGUGUCUUAGAUCUGUCUUGCAACACAUAAAGGCUGAAGCCUCGAUUUAGUAUGCAGCCACACUGACCUCUGGUGGCAGGCAGAAUAGUCUUUCUAUACCGAACUCUGUAAUUUACCAGUGCAUGGCUAUGCUAUAUAAAAAAAAAUCAAUCAACUGACAAUUAAAAUACCCCACUGUUAGAACCAAUACAAAUCAGAAAUACAAAUAUAUUAUGUCAUAAUCCGUGGCGGCUGGUGACAUAAAACAUAAGAUAGUAACACAACACUUCCUUCUCUCCCUCUGCAGCCCCCAAAUCUAUGCAAGAAGGCUGGGGAGGCGGAGGCGGAGGCGGUGGAGGGGAGGACAUGGGUCUGUCCGGGGGCCAGUGGGACCCUGACGACGGGGACAUGUGGAGCAGCCAAGCCUCCCAGGAGAGCAACUCCUGGGGAAACCGACCCAGGAAGGGCCCACCCAAGGGCAAGAUGCCGGGCAAGCAGGAGGAAGCCUGGAUCAUGAAUCGCCUGAUCAAGCAGCUGACAGACAUGGGCUUCCCUGUGAGUGAUACUACCUGCUACUACCUCUGGGGUCAAACUCCACACUGAUGUAAUCUGUAUACAUAGAAAUAUGAUAAUAAUAUAGUAAUAUAACAAGCCAUUUAGCAGACAGUGUACAACAGUGAGUGCAUACAUUUUCGUAUGGGUAGACCCAGCUGGGAAUCGAACCCGCCAUCCUGGCGUUGCUAGCUCCAUGUUCUUACCAACUGAGCCACACAGGACCACACAUACGCAUGCAUAUUUGUGAGAUAUUUCUGCUGACAGAUGUUCCUUGUGUGUGUGUGUUUGUCCAGAGGGAUCCAGCCGAGGAGGCUCUGAAGAGGAACAACAUGAACCUGGACCAGGCCAUGAGUAAGUCUCUCUUCUCCCAGUCCUCAAUACACUCUGUUAACUCCUUGUCCCUGAUGUACUCCAUAUCACUGUCACUGACUGUAUCAGUGUUGGUAAUAUCCCUGUGCGCUCUAUCUUUAUCUCUAUCUCUCUCUCUCUCUCUCUCUCUCUCAGGUGCUCUGUUGGAGAAGAAGACAGAGCUGGACAGGCGGGGGAUGGGCAUGUCCGACUACAACAACGGUCUGAUCAACAAGGGGCCAAUGGGCUGCCGGCCUCCGCUCCUCUCCAAAGAGUCCUCCUCAGAUCGCUCCCCUUUCCUCGACAAGGUAAUGACCCCUGACCCCCCCCCCUAACCCCAGUAUCACACACUCCGAUACUGUCCAUGGGUACUUCAAUUAGAAGAUGCUGUAUAGCCAGGGCAGACAUAGUGGUCUGCGGAACCAUGGAAAAUAACUCAUCAAGGAAUCAGACAAAAAUAUUUUUUUAAAGCCUAGAUUAUUAAAAAUGUACUGUACAUCACAUUAUCAAUAGUGUGUUUGUUCCAUUCUUCACUAGUUAUGAGGGGAGAGUUGCGGUUCUGUACAGGGCAAGGUUCAGUUUAUGUAUCCACCCAUUGAGAGUGUAAUGGUGGCGCUCUCCCUCUGUGGCUGUCUGUGUCUGUCUGUGUGGGUGCAGGACGGUGUUGGUAGCCUGGUGGAGGACGUCCACACCUCCUCACCGUUUAUGCCUUCCCCUGGCCCCCUCGGCCUGAAACUCCCAUCUCUGUCCAGCCAGGGCCUGGGCGGCCCACAGGGCCUAGCCAUGCAAAACUUGAACAACAGACAGGUAGGCAGCACACUGUCUACGGCUAUGUGGGGUUUAGACAGCAGACAGGCAACAGACAGGUGCCAUAGGCAGAAUUGGGAGUGAUGCGGACUUGAAUGACAGACUGACUGGAAAAUAUACAAGUCUGAGAAGAGGAAGGUCUUGUUGGCAUACUGAUAGGCAGAGAGGGCGAUGGACAGACAUACCAACAAACUGGCAGGGGGCAGACAGAGCUAGAGGGAGCCUGUAUGUAGGUUUUGGAUUUUUCACUGGGGUUUUGCGUAGCCUGUUAAAUCUUGUUGGACUUUUUAAACAUCUAAAUCAAAUCAAAGUUUAUUCGUCUCGUGCAAUGGCUGUAAACGGUUCAGUGAAAUGUUGACUUGCAGCUCUUCCUCUACAGUGCAGAAUAAAUGUCAAGUGGGUUCCUAUCAUCAUUCUGUUCUCCCUCGUUUCCACCUCUCUCUCUCUCUCUCUCUCUCUCUCCCUACCCCAAUCCCUCUCUCCCCACAUCCCACCUCCCUCCCUCCCUCCCUCUCCUCCCUCCCAGAUGCAGAGUGGAAUGUUCGGCAGUAGCGGAGCAGCACAAGCCCGGGCCAUGCAGCAGCCUCCUCCUCAGCCGUCAGUGCCGCCUCUCGGCUCCUCCCAGCCUAGUCUACACGCUCAAGUGCCUCAGUUUCUCUCCCCUCAGGUACACACACACAACACGGACCAGGGUUGCGAGAGGUUGUUAUUAGACAGGUAGGGAGGGAUCCUUUUUUGGGUUUGUCUUCCGUUUAGUGCCUAAUGAAUACGACCUGGUGAAUACGACACACACCUCUCAGCCCCGUCUAAGUAUCUCCCCUCACUCAUACACACAAACACACUUGCACUCAUACACACAAACACACACACACACAUUGUUCAGCUCCCCUCAGCAUAGUUUACGUGCCUAAGCGCCUCAGUCCUGUCCACCGUUUUUUUUCUCCUACUUAGUUUAUGGUUUCUAAAACCGUAUCUUUUGGUCUCUCUCUUGUCUAGGUUCAAGCACAGCUCUUACAGUUUGCAGCAAAAAACAUUGGUCUGAAUCCUGCACUUUUAACCUCACCAAUAAACCCUCAACAUAUGACCCUUUUGAACCAACUAUACCAGCUGCAACUGGUGAGUCCCCUUCUGGUCUCCUCUCAGUUUACAGUAGCAUUCCUCCAUAUAAAACACAAUGCAGAUACACUCUGUACACUCUUAUAUCAUACAUUUCUCCACUGCUUUGUUGCCUUAGAGAUGUGAAAAACACUUGACUGAUCGCAUUCUGUAGCAACUACAAAAUGUUGUGUGUGUAUGUGUACACGUGCGUGCAGUGGGGAAAAAAAGUAUUUAGUCAGCCACCAAUUGUGCAAGUUCUCCCACUUAAAAAGAGAGAGGCCUGUAAUUUUCAUCAUAGGUACACGUCAACUAUGACAGACAAAAUGAGAAUAUUUUUUCCAGAAAAUCACAUUGUAGGAUUUUUAAUGAAUUUAUUUGCAAAUUAUGGUGGAAAAUAAGUAUUUGGUCAAUAACAAAAGUUUCUCAAUACUUUGUUAUAUACCCUUUGUUGGCAAUGACACAGGUCAAACGUUUUCUGUAAGUCUUCACAAGGUUUUCACACACUGUUGCUGGUAUUUUGGCCCAUUCCUCCAUGCAGAUCUCCUCUAGAGCAGUGAUGUUUUGGGGCUGUCGCUGGGCAACAUGGACUUUCAACUCCCUCCAAAGAUUUUCUAUGGGGUUGAGAUCUGGAGACUGGCUAGGCCACUCCAGGACCUUGAAAUGCUUCUUACGAAGCCACUCCUUCGUUGCCCGGGCGGUAUGUUUGGGAUCAUUGUCAUGCUGAAAGACCCAGCCACGUUUCAUCUUCAAUGCCCUUGCUGAUGGAAGGAGGUUUUCACUCAAAAUCUCACGAUACAUGGCCCCAUUCAUUCUUUCCUUUACACGGAUCAGUCGUCCUGGUCCCUUUGCAGAAAAACAGCCCCAAAGCAUGAUGUUUCCACCCCCAUGCUUCACAGUAGGUAUGGUGUUCUUUGGAUGCAACUCAGCAUUCAUUGUCCUCCAAACACGACGAGUUGAGUUUUUUACCAAAAAGUUAUAUUUUGGUUUCAUCUGACCAUAUGACAUUCUCCCAAUCCUCUUCUGGAUCAUCCAAAUGCACUCUAGCAAACUUCAGACGGGCCUGGACAUGUACUGGCUUAAGCAGGGGGACACAUCUGGCACUGCAGGAUUUGAGUCCCUGGCGGCGUAGUGUGUUACUGAUGGUAGGCUUUGUUACUUUGGUCCCAGCUCUCUGCAGGUCAUUCACUAGGUCCCCCCCGUGUGGUUCUGGGAUUUUUGCUCACCGUUCUUGUGAUCAUUUUGACCCCACGGGGUGAGAUCUUGCGUGGAGCCCCAGAUCGAGGGAGAUUAUCAGUGGUCUUGUAUGUCUUCCAUUUCCUAAUAAUUGCUCCCACAGUUGAUUUCUUCAAACCAAGCUGCUUACCUAUUGCAGAUUCAGUCUUCCCAGCCUGGUGCGGGUCUACAAUUUUGUUUCUGGUGUCCUUUGACAGCUCUUUGGUCUUGGCCAUAGUGGAGUUUGGAGUGUGACUGUUUGAGGUUGUGGACAGGUGUCUUUUAUACUGAUAACAAGUUCAAACAGGUGCCAUUAAUACAGGUAACGAGUGGAGGACAGAGGAGCCUCUUAAAGAAGAAGUUACAGGUCUGUGAGAGCCAGAAAUCUUGCUUGUUUGUAGGUGACCAAAUACUUAUUUUCCACCAUAAUUUGCAAAUAAAUUCAUUAAAAAUCCUACAAUGUGAUUUUCUGGAGAAAAAAAUUACAGGCCUCUCUCAUCUUUUUAAGUGGGAGAACUUGCACAAUUGGUGGCUGACUAAAUACUUUUUUCCCCCACUGUAUGUAGAUACAUAUGUGUGUGUCUGUGGAUUUGUGUGUAAACGUAUAUUCCUCUGCAGGCGUACCAGCGUUUACAAAUUCAGCAUCAGAUGUUGCAGGCUCAGCGUAAUGUUUCUGGCCCCAUCCGACAGCAAGAGCAGCAAGUGAGUGUCCCUCUGUGACCCUUCCCUCUCUCUCAAAUACAGCCCACUAGUUUUACCCAUUGCUGCCUUUUUAUAUCUACUGAUCCUGAACCCGGCCAGGCCUCGUACUGGGGUAAAACCCAAAUGUUUUACCAUUCUACCAUAGCAGAGGGCGUGUAUGUGCUUUGCAGACAUACCUGGGUUCCUAGUCUGGUGAAUUUGAGAGAACCUGGUUGGCUAAACCCUAGUAAAAGCAGUGUUUGUAUGUAUAAGGGGCUAUACUUGCCAUUCUGUCUAGCAACUGUCCUAUUGAAUUUUUCCUGUGGUCUCUGCUGGCUCAGAGAUAAACUGACCACCAUCUUUGUGUCGCUCUCUGAUGUCACUUCCUCUUCCUGCAGGUUGCACGUACAAUCAAUAACAUGCAGCAGCAGAUCCAACAGCACCAGAGACAGCUGGCCCAGGCCCUGCUGAUGAAGCAGCAGCAGCAGGCCCCCGGCUCCCUCUCCUCCUCCGGCCUGCACCACGGCCAAGGCAAAUCAGCCCUGGACUUGUUCCCAGGCCACCCCCAGGCUCCGGGCCUACCCGACCUGCAGACCAAAGAGCAGCAGUCGUCCCCCAACUCCUACAGCCACUACCCUCUCUGUGAGUGGGGACUCUGUUCCACAACAUGCACAACACAUGCUUGUUUGUGCUUUGGACAGUUGUUGACGUAAAAAGUGCAAUAUAAAUACAUUUGAUUGAUUGAUAGCAGGACAGGGACUGGGUAUGUUAUCAUUGUUACAGGUCCCAGAUGAUUGAUUGGAUUUAUAUAAAGUACCAUAGCAACAAAGUGCAAAACAAGAAACUAGUGAUUCAUCCUUAAUGCUUUAUUGACUUGUCUUAUCUGGUGUUACCUCCCUGUUUCACCUCUUCCCCCAUCUCCCUCCCUCUCCCCUCUCUCUCCCCCCUCUUCUCUCUCUCUCUCUCUCUCUCUCUCUCUCUCCCCCCUCUUCCCUCUCUCUCUCUCCCCCCUCUUCCCUCUCUCUCUCUCCCCCCUCUUCCCUCUCUCUCUCUCCCCCCCCUCUCCUCUCUCCUCUCCCCCCCUCUUCCCGCCGCUCUCUCCCUCCCCCCCUCUUCUCUCUCCCUCUUCCCUCUCCCCCUUCCCCCUUUUCCCCCUCUUCCCCCCCUCUCCCUCUCUCUUCUCCCCCUCUUCCCCUCUCUCUUCCCCCUUUUCCCCUCUCUCUCUCCCCCCUCUCCCUCUCUCCCCCCCUUCUCCCUCCCCCUCUCUCCCCCCCCCUUCCCUCUCUCUCUCUCCCCCCUCUUCUCCCUCUCUCCCCCCCCCUCUUCUCUCUCCCUCUUCUCUUUUCCUCUCUCCCCCCUCUCCUCUCCUCUCUUCCCCCUCUUUCUCUCUCUCCCCCCUUUUCUCUCCCCUCCUCUCCCCCCCCCUUCUCCUCCCCUCCCCCCUCUUCCCUCUCUCCUUUUCCCCUCUCCCCCCCCUCUUCUCCUCCUCUCUCUCCCCCCUCUUCCUCUCACUCUCUCCCCCUCUUUCCCUCUCUCUUCUCCCCCUCAUCUCGUCUCUCCCCCUCUCUCUCGUCUCCCCCGCCUUCCCUCUUCUCUCUCCCCCUCUUCCCUCUCUCUCUCCCCCGCCCCUUUCCUCUCUGUCCCCUCUUCCUCUCUCUCUCCCCCUCUUUCCGCUCUCUCCUCUCCCCCCUCUUCGUCUCUCUUCCCCGCCUCCCACCUCUCUCUCCCCCCCUCAUUCCCCAUCCUCCCUCUCUCUCCCCGGCUCCCCCCUCUUCCCUCUCAUCCUCUCCGCCCCUGCCCCCCGUCUCUCUCCCCCCUCUUCCCUCUCUCUCUCUCUCUCCAGCCCCUCUUCUCCCUCUCUCUCCCCCCUCUUCCCUCUCUCUCUCACCCCUCUUCUGCCCCUCUCUCUCCCCCGCCCAUCUUCCCCCUCUUCCCUCUCUGUCCCCCCCCUCUUCCCUCUCUCUUUCCCUCCCCUCUUCUCCUUCCCUCUCAUCUCUCCUCCCCCCUCUUCCCUCUCUCUCUGCUCUCCCCCCUCUUCCCUCUCUCUCCCUCUCUCCUCUCUCUCCACCGCCUCUUCCCUCUCUCUCUUACCCCCCCUCUCUCUCCUCUCCCCCUCUCUCCUCCUCUCCCCCUCUCUAGGCGUCCCCCUCUUCUCUCUCGUCUCCCCCUCUCCCCUCUCUCUCUCUCUCUCCCCCCUCAUUCCCUUCUCUCUCUCUCCCGGGCCCCCCCCCUCUUCCCUCUCUCCUCUCCUCCCCCCGCCUCUUCCCUCUCUCUCUCCUUCACCCCCCUCUCUAUUCUCUUCCCCUCUCUUCUCUCCCUCCUCUUCCUCCCCUCUUCCCUCUCUCUCCUCCCCCUCUUCCCUCUCUCUCUCCCCCCUCUUCUCGCCCUCGCUCUCCGCUUCCCCCUCUCCCCUCUCUGCUCCUCCCCCCUCUUCCCUCUCUCCUCUCCCCCUCCUUCCCUCUCUCCUCUCCCCCCUCUCCCCCUCUCUUCCCCCCGCUACGUUCCCCUCUCUCCUCUCUCUCUCUCACCCCCUCUGCCUCUCUCUCUCUCCCCCCCUCUCUCUCUCCCCCCUCUUCCUCUCUCUCUCUCCCCCCUCUUCCCUCUCAUCUCUCUCCGCACCCCCUUCUCUCCUCUCUCUCCUCCACCCUCCUUCCCUCUCUCUCUAACCCCCUCUUCUCUCUCUCUCCCCCCUCUUCCCUCUCCCUCUCCCAGCUGGACUGAAUCCUAACAUGAAUGUAACCUGCAUGGAGGUGGGGGGCCUGUCCAUGAAGGAGCCUCCCCAGCCCCAGUCCCGCCUCUCCCAGUGGACACACCCAAACUCCAUGGACAGCCUCUCUGGAGGCUCAUCCCCUCUGGAGCCCAACCUGGGCAAGCAUGGUACGAAGUGUUGAUACCAUUGCCCAAUAUUGGGACAAUAAAGAUUUAUUGAACUGAACUGAACUGAGCUGGACUGAGUAGAAUUGGGGAAUAUGAAAGGAGCAUGAUGACUUAACCAACUUCCUGGUUCCCCUCUCUGCCAGGUUCCAACCUGGCCCCCCCCGGGAAGCCCCCCCAGUUGGAUGAUGGGUACAGCCCCUACAGCAUGAUGCCUGGCUCGGAGUCCCCCACCAACCCUCUGGUGCCCCCAGACAGUUGGGGCCAGGGCAAGAGCCCCAACGACAAGAUGGUCAACGGUGCCAACAUCACCUGGCCUCCAGGUCAGUUAGUUGGCUAGUUAGACUGGGAUGGUGGCAAACAGUCCUGGACAGCUACAGUGACUGCUUACUGUCCAGCCAAAAACCAUUUCACCUAAUAUGAUUAUCAUGGGAAUGAUGUAGCCAAAUUAGUUCUGUUUUCAAGUUAAUUUAUCAGAUGAAUUUAUCAGAAGGGUUUAGUUUCAUUGCAAGCACCACAUUUUUUAUACAGUUACAUUACUUAACCAGGUAAUCAUGUAAAUGAUCGAGAGGAAUGACAAUUGUAGUACUUCCUGAAUCAUCACUUCUGUUUCAUCACUUCCUCCUCCAGAGUUCUGCCCGGGCGUGCCCUGGAAGGGCCUUCAGAACAUCGACCCGGAAAACGACCCCAACAUGACCCCGGGGAGCGUUCCCAGCGGCCCCACCAUCAACACCAACAUCCAGGACGUCAACCGCUACCUGCAGAGAGACCGCAGCAGAGGUGAGGAGGGAGGACGAGGGAAGCAGAAAGGGAGGGAGAGGGAGGUGGAGAUGAUGAUGAGAAGGGUGCAGAGGAGGGUGGAGAGGGAGGAGAGGGGGGGGGGAGAGAGAGGGAGGGAGAGAGAGUGGGACAGGAGGUAGAGAGAGGGAGGGAUGGUGAGGGAAAGGGACAGGAGAGGUGAGCGAGGGGGGGGGGGACAGGAGAGGUGAGAGAGAGAGAUGGAGAAGAGAGGAGAGCUGGGGGGUAUGAGAUGACGUGAAUAAUUCAAAGAAAACUGCUGCAGGCCAAAACAGAUAGUGUGCCUGCAAUGUAUCCCAAUGUAUUGGGGAGACUGAAUAUCAGUAACAGUUGGGUCACCGGAGGGAACCUGCUAUUUUUCUUCUGUUCCUGCUUCUUCUUCUUCUCUUCUUCACUUAUCUGCAUGUACAAUCUGUUGACACUCGUACAGUGAGGGAAAAAAGUAUUUGAUCCCCUGCUGGUUUAUUUCAACAGUGAGAGACAGAAUAACAACAAAAACAUCCAGAAAAACGCAUGUCAAAAAUGUUAUAAAUUGAUUUGCAUUUUAAUGAGGAAAUAAGUAUUUAAUCCCCUCUCAAUCAGAAAGAUUUCUGGCUCCCAGGUGUCUUUUAUACAGGUAACGAGUAGAGAUUAGGAGCACACUCUUAAAGGGAGUGCUCCUAAUCUCAAUUUGUUACCUGUAUAAAAGACACCUGUCCACAGAAGCAAUCAAUCAAUCAGAUUCCAAACUCUCCACCAUGGCCAAGACCAAAGAGCUCUCCAAGGAUGUCAGGACAAGAUUGUAGACCUACACAAGGCUGGAAUGGGCUACAAGACCAUCGCCAAGCAGCUUGGUGAGAAGGUGACAACAGUUGGUGCGAUUAUUCGCAAAUGGAAGAAACACAAAAUAACUGUCAAUCUCCCUCGGCCUGGGGCUCCAUGCAAGAUCUCACCUCGUGGAGUUGCAAUGAUCAUGAGAACGGUGAGGAAUCAGCCCAGAACUACAUGGGAGGAUCUUGUCAAUGAUCUCAAGGCAGCUGGGACCAUAGUCACCAAGAAAACAAUUGGUAACACACUAGGCCGUGAAGGACUGAAAUCCUGCAGCGCCCGCAAGGUCCCCCUGCUCAAGAAAGCACAUAUACAUGCCCGUCUGAAGUUUGCCAAUGAACAUCUGAAUGAUUCAGAGGAGAACUGGGUGAAAGUGUUGUGGUCAGAUGAGACCAAAAUCGAGCUCUUUGGCAUCAACUCAACUCGCUGUGUUUGGAGGAGGAGGAAUGCUGCCUAUGACCCCAAGAACACCAUCCCCACCGUCAACCAUGGAGGUGGAAACAUUAUGCUUUGGGGGUGUUUUUCUGGUAAGGGGACAGGGCAACUUCACCGCAUCAAAGGGACGAUGGACGGCGCCAUGUACCGUCAAAUAUUGGGUGAGAACCACCUUCCCUCAGCCAGUGCCUUGAAAAUGGGUCGUGGAUGGGUAUUCCAGCAUGACAAUGACCCAAAACACACGGCCAAGGCAACAAAGGAGUGGCUCAAGAAGAAGCACAUUAAGGUCCUGGAGUGGCCUAGCCAGUCUCCAGACCUUAAUCCCAUAGAAAAUCUGUGGAGGGAGCUGAAGGUUCGAGUUGCCAAACGUCAGCCUCGAAACCUUAAUGACUUGGAGAAGAUCUGCAAAGAGGAGUGGGACAAAAUCCCUCCUGAGAUGUGUGCAAACCUGGUGGCCAACUACAAGAAACGUCUGACCUCUGUGAUUGCCAACAAGGGUUUUACCACCAAGUACUAAGUCAUGUUUUGCAGAGGGGUCAAAUACUUAUUUCCCUCAUUAAAAUGCAAAUCAAUUUAUAACAUUUUUGACAUGCGUUUUUCUGGAUUAUUUUGUUGUUAUUCUGUCUCUCACUGUUCAAAUAAACCUACCAUUAAAAUUAUAGACUGAUCAUGUCUUUGUCAGUGGGCAAAUGUACAAAAUCAGCAGGGGAUCAAAUACUUUUUUCCCUCACUGUAUAUCUACACUACUAGGUCAUCUUAUUCCCAACUCUUUGAACUCUCCCAUAUCACACAGCCACAGAGCACCACAGCUAUUCAGUCAUCCACUUUCAUUUAUUCUGUUUCUUUAUUAGAUUUUCUCUUUUUCUCCCAAUCCCUUCUUCUGUUUUUGUUUUGCUGGGCGCAAUGCCCCCAUAGGCUCCUCCCCCACCUCAUCUCAGAAUGAGGCCCUGCCCCCCUCCACCGAUUGGCCAGUCAGUGCGUACUCUAGCUCGUUCAGUCUAUCGUCCCCGGAAACGGACGUCCCAGGUACACAGUUUGUCGGAGUGGGCGGAAGUCGCCUCUAACCACUGAUACAGGGUCAAAUCUUAUAUCGUACCGUAUUCUGAGUGGUUAUGUUUAGGAUCAGGUGAUAAAAUAAUCUGGUCCUAGAUCUGUGGGUAGGGGUGACUUCCGCUUUGAGCUAGUUUGUCCCCCUGCCCCCCAUCAGUGUUGAUGCUUGUCCCAACCCUCCCCUUUCCUCCUCCCAGCCCUGUCUCUGGUGGCACAGUACCUGGUCCAGAGGAGGACCCCAUCCUUACCGUCGCAUCCGUUUUGUGUGCCCCUCCCUCUUUAGUUGUACCCGUCAUACAUCUUCCCUCUGGUGGUGUUGAUGUAUCCCCAGCCCUGUGUGUAGCAUGGGGGGAGAGGAGAGAAUAGGGGGGGAACUGGGAGGAGGGUUUAUAUACUAUAUCUUACUAUAGUUCUAGUAAGGGGUCUAUCUGUGUUCCUGGCCUGAUCUGUCCCAUACUGUGAGGCAUGGACUGAGACUGAGACUGACCCUGUGAUCUACUGUAGUCAUUUCAGUGUGGUCUGGGACUGUGUGUGUGUCUGAAGUGAAUCCUAGCUGUGUUUACCUCCGUUUUUGGUUAAACACAUACAGGAAAAGCAGAAUGAAUGCUCUGCUAUGCUCUACAGUCAACAACCCCUCUACCAGGGUAUUAUUCUGACUAGUGUUUUGGGUUGUUUAGUUCCCUGUGUGUUGUUGAUAGAAGAAUGCCAAGUAUCUCCAAUUGUUGCCAACCAAUCAAUGUGUUUUUUUUCUUAUCUCUCUUUCAGGUAAACUGUCGGACAUGAAGUCCACCUGGUCCCCAGGGCCCAUCUCCCACCCCUCUCAGGUCUCUCUGUCCCACGAGCUGUGGAAGGUCCCCCAGGGGCCCCGCAGUAACACAGCCGCCCCUACCCGGCCCCCUCCGGGCCUCACCAACCCCACCAAGCCCUCCUCCACCUGGGGAGGCAACUCCUUGGGCCUAGCCCAAGGCUGGAGCAGCUCCUACUCUUCAGGUAAAUAAAUCAAAAUCAAAUCAAAUUUUAUUUGUCACAUGCGCCAAAUACAACGGGUAUAGACCUUACCGUGAAAUGCUUACAUACAAGCCUUUAACCAACAAUGCAGUUUUAAGAAAAUAGAGUUAAGAAAAUAUUUACUAAAUAAAGUAAAAAAGAAAUAUAUAUUUUUUUAAAGUAACACAAUAAAAUAACAAUAAUGAGGCUAUAUAUACAGGGGGUACCGGUACCGAGUCAAUGUGCGGGGGUACAGGUUAGUAGAGGUAAUUUGUACAUGUUAGUAGGGGUAAAGUGACUAUGCAUAGAUAAUCAACAGCGAGUAGCAGCAGUGUAAAAACAAAGGGAGGGGGGUUUCAAUGUAAAUAGUCUUGGUGGCCAUUUGAUUAAUUGUUCAGUAACUGGAUGGGGACUUGCUGACUGACUGGAUAAAUGAAUUGACUGAAUGGGUUUUGGUCCAACCAGUGCAUGUGCAGUUGAUCAGUUAUGAAGUUCAUGUAACAUCUGUCUUACUCUCCAAACAAUGUAGUCUAUUUAUUGUGCCUGCCAUAAAAAGCUGCAGCCCUCAUAAAUGUUGCGUUAGAGUAGAAGAUGACCAAAGGUCAGGUUCUAGAGGUGUAUGUUGUGAUACAGACCAAAAGUCAGGUUCUAGAGGUGUAUGUUGUUGUGAUACAGACCAAAGGUCAGGUUCUAGAGGUGUAUGUUGUUGUGAUACAGACCAAAGGUCAGGUUCUAGAGGUGUAUGUUGUUGUGAUGCAGACCAAAGGUCAGGUUCUAGAGGUGUAUGUUGUUGUGAUGCAGACCAAAGGUCAGGUUCUAGAUGUGUAUGUUGUAGCCUGGCAGGCAGAGACUAGGAGCCGUUUUGGUACAGCCCAGGCGGGCUAGACAACGCCCCGAGAAUGCCUUGUUGUGGUUGAACACACCUCUCUCUCGAUCAACUGACACUGUGGUUUACCUAAACUACAGAGCUUACUGCUUAGAAUACGCCACCCAUCUUUCCUGGCUCCUUGGAGAAUCAAUUUCUGACAUUGUGCCAUCAUGGUGUUAGAUAUAGAGCAAUUCUGCAUUUUAGAUUUAUUUUGCUCUUUCCUCCCUCUCUAUCUCCCUCUCCCACUCUCUCUCUUUCUCCCUCUGUCCUCCUUAUAGCAGCUACCACAUGGAGUACAGACAGCUCCAACAGGACCAGUAGCUGGCUGGUCCUGAGGAACCUCACCCCCCAGAUAGACGGCUCCACCCUGCGGACGCUAUGCAUGCAGCAUGGCCCCCUCAUCACAUUCCACCUCAACCUGACCCAGGGCAACGCACUAGUGCGCUACAGCUCCAAGGAGGAGGCCGCCAAGGCCCAGAAGUCCCUGCACAUGUAUGGAGAUGUAGUUGUUGGCAGCUUUCCUGCCCCUCUCACUGCUCGUAGGCAGAAACACUUAUGUCAUGUGAACUGUCAGGUGUGAAAGAACUUAGAACUGGGAGAACUUGUAAAGCUUAGAACUUGUAAAGCUUAGAAUUUGGAAAAAUGUGAACUUCGACAUCUUUUAGUGGGUGCCCGGCCUGCAUCCACAAAGGGUAAAGAACUGUAUCUAUAGCAUCACAAGUAGUGUAUGAGAAUGGCCACUUCAACGAGGCUAACUAACUAACACUCCUCUGUGUCUCUCUCUCUUCCUGUCCAGGUGCGUUCUGGGUAACACCACCAUCCUGGCAGAGUUUGCUGGGGAGGAAGAGGUCCAGCGCUUCUUUGCACAGGGCCAGCAGCUAGCCUCAACCACCAGCUGGCAGGCUGACCCAGGCGUCAAUCAGACACGGAUGGGCGGUUCCGGGCCCAGGUCCUCGCACCCCAUUGGCCACCCCCACUGGAACUCUGGUGGCAGCAGUGGCGGCAUGGGAGGAGGUGGAGCCAAGACAAGCGGAGACCUGCUGUGGGGGGGCGUGCCCCAAUACUCCAGCCUAUGGGGACCGCCCAGCGGAGAGGAGGGGCGGGUCAUGGGGAGUCCUACUCCAAUCAACACGCUGCUGCCUGGGGACCUGCUGAGCGGGGAGUCC
Messenger RNA from Coregonus sp. 'balchen', 24026 nucleotides. The record is from the annotation of a GenBank genome assembly. Lineage: Eukaryota; Metazoa; Chordata; Actinopteri; Salmoniformes; Salmonidae.